AUGGAGAACCAUCAAGGCAUCUGGGGUGGAUACGUCGAUGUCGUGCGAGGCUUGUAUUGGUGUCGCAUCUGUGCCAAAUUCUUCGACAGUAAGGCGAAAGCACGGGAACACUGUCGCAGCACUACCAAGCACGUAUGGUGCGAUGAGUGCGAGCGAAUCUUUGUCUCCGCCGAGUCUUUGGAGGACCACCGUCGACAUGCGAUAGUCCACCAGCACAUCUGUAAGGACUGUCAGCGAGCCUUCCCAUCGACACAGGCUCUCCGGCAGCAUUACGAAUACUCCUCGGCGCACCACAUCUGCUUCUAUUGCGACAAUUGGCCCGACUUCCACGCCGUUUCCAGCCUCGAUGACCAUCUGCUGAAGGUACAUUUCUACUGUUUUGACUGCGGCACCACCCGUGCUUCUCAAUACGCCCUGAACGAGCAUGCGGUGGCCGAGCACCACGGUUGUGAGAUCUGCUUCAAGACCUUCUGGUCUGACGGGGCGCGCAAGGUUAACCAGCAUAUGAAAACGCACGACGAACGCGUAUACCGGUGCAAGACGUGCCACACGCGCGCAUUCACCAACUUCUCGCACCUUCUGCUCCAUCUGGAACGCAGCCUCUGUGGGCCAUACAAUCGAGUCAAGCUGAUGUCCUUGGAACUGCCAUCCCGGCGCGACUUCUACGAUGCGCGCAAGAUACAGCCGUGGUGUUGCAAGAACUGCAAUCGGUCUUUCGAAUCCCCGUCCGCCCUGUUCGCCCAUUCGAAUGAUAGCCAGGUUUGCAAGAACCUCCUAGAGGAAGGACAAUGUCUCGCGGUGCUAAAAGCGCACCUAAUGAGGCACUUCGUGACUCAGUCAGGCCCGCCGCGAGCCAACCAAUCACGAUGA
Molecule: messenger RNA, 870 nt
Organism: Penicillium chermesinum
Lineage: Eukaryota; Fungi; Ascomycota; Eurotiomycetes; Eurotiales; Aspergillaceae
Exons: 2
Coding region: 1-870 (289 amino acids)
Source: RefSeq, a predicted model, not a curated record